Molecule: messenger RNA, 4629 nt
Organism: Brienomyrus brachyistius
Lineage: Eukaryota; Metazoa; Chordata; Actinopteri; Osteoglossiformes; Mormyridae
Product: cyclin-dependent kinase 14
Exons: 15
Coding region: 303-1706 (467 amino acids)
Biological process (GO): protein phosphorylation
Cellular component (GO): cytoplasm; cytosol; nucleus
Molecular function (GO): cyclin-dependent protein serine/threonine kinase activity; cyclin binding; ATP binding
Source: RefSeq, a predicted model, not a curated record
CCCAAAAUGACAAGCGGGCUAGAGGUAGAAUAAAAGAAGCCGUAUUAUAAAUACCAUACCCCCCCUCAAAAUACCGGACUUUAAAACUUAAUUUCAUGUUCCGUGUUUAUAGAUGUUUUUCCCGUAGUGUAUGGUCUAUUUAGAGUUACUUCGCAUCAAAAGGGGGUAUGUAAGUGAAUUAAACUUAACCAAAUUAUAUUUAUACGGAUUCCGUAAGAGACACUUAAUGUUCAUGAUAGCGUAACAAAACGGCACAGGAAAGAGCCUCGAGGCCCCGAAAUUAACGUAAAAAUAUACUCAGCAUGUGCGACUUGAUCCCAUCAUCGCAGGCAUCGGAAAAAAUCGGAAAAAUGAAAAAGUUGCGAAGAACUUUCUCUGGCAGCUUCAGGCGCAUCGCAUCCAAAAAAGACACUGACCACUCCUUUGAUGAGAUAUGUGUCACGAAGAUGUCCACACGGAGCUGCCAGGGAACGGACUCGGUCAUCAAGCCCCUGGACACCAUCCCUGAGGACAGGAAGGUGCGGGUGCAGCGAACCCAGAGCGGCUUCGACACCUUCGAGAAGCCGGCCAGCCAGGUCAAGAGGGUCCACUCGGAAAACAAUGCCUGCAUCAGCUCCAAGGGGGCGCCAUCGAGCAAGGAGUCUCCCAAGCUCCGUCGCCACUCAAACCCCCGCUCGCCAACAAGCCCCAAGUUUGGCAAGGCGGACUCCUACGAAAAGCUGGAGAAGCUGGGUGAGGGCUCAUACGCCACCGUCUUCAAAGGAAAGAGCAAGGUGAAUGGCAAGAUGGUCGCACUGAAAGUGAUCCGGCUACAGGAGGAAGAAGGCACCCCGUUUACCGCCAUAAGGGAAGCUUCUCUUCUGAAAGGCCUGAAACACACUAACAUAGUGUUGCUCCAUGACAUCAUCCACACCAAGGAAACGUUGACUCUGGUCUUUGAGUACGUGCACACAGACCUGUGUCAGUACAUGGAAAAACAUCACGGUGGUCUACAUCCAGAUAAUGUGAAGCUCUUCCUGUUCCAGCUGCUGCGUGGUCUCUCCUACAUCCACCAGCGCUAUAUCCUGCACCGUGACCUCAAGCCCCAGAACCUGCUGAUCAGCGACACUGGCGAGCUGAAGCUGGCCGACUUCGGGCUCGCCCGUGCCAAGUCGGUCCCCAGCCACACGUACUCCAAUGAGGUGGUGACACUUUGGUACAGACCACCGGACGUCCUGUUGGGUUCCACCGACUACUCGACCUGCCUGGACAUGUGGGGUGUGGGAUGCAUCUUCGUGGAAAUGAUCCAGGGGGUGGCCGCCUUUCCCGGCAUGAAGGAUAUCCAGGACCAGCUCGAACGGAUCUUCCUGGUCCUGGGCACGCCCUCUGAAGACACCUGGCCAGGCGUCCACUCUCUGCCUCACUUCAAACCAGAACGUUUUACUGUGUACAGCCCCAAAAAGCUGAGACAUGCGUGGAACAAGCUGGGCCACACGGACCAUGCAGAGGACCUCGCCUCCCGGCUGCUCCAGUGCUUCCCCAAGAGCCGCCUCUCGGCGCAGGCGGCCCUCAGCCACGAGUACUUCGGAAAUCUUCCUCCGCGGCUCUGGGAGCUUCCUGACAUGUCUUCUACCUUCACCGUCCCCAAUGUUAGACUGCAACCCGAGGAGAGCGCGCGGGCAAGCGGGAAGGCUGCAUGUCACGCCAAGGCCUCUGGCAAGAACUGAGGUCUCCCCACCCCCAGCACCAGACAGCAGAUCACAACGACAAGAAGGGGAAUGAGCUGCAGUGGGGAUUUUUCUUUCAUUAUUCCGUCAUUCUUCAGUUCAGAUCAGCCUCGCGGGCAAAGCGACAAGCCCGGUCCCCCGAGGAGACGCUCGAUGUGCGUCUUACGCCGCGUGAGCACGAAAGCGGCCCAGCUCACCUGUUGACAUGCCGUCCUCGACAACGUCCGCCGCGUCUAACGUCUUCUAACGCCUUCUUUGGAUAAACCCACAAAUAUAAAAACUGUACGGUUUCUGAUGCUGCUCAUGUCUUCUCUAUUAAAGACACGGAUGAAGUGAAACUUUUCAUCCAUAGAAGAAAAAUCAAGGCAAUAAUUAUGUUGACACUAAAGAUAUAUAUCCUGAGUGUUUGACCAGGUAAGAGUUCAGCAAUUCAGGCCAAGGCCAAAGCAGAUUAUCUGAUGAUUGCCUUCAGUACUGAAGGGCUUCUUUCUUCAGCUACAUAGUUGUAUUAUUCACAAACACAUACACACACACACAAACUUGUAUAUCUUUACUGAGGCAAUAUAGAUAGACACAUUGAUGCUACUGUGGAUUUAAUAGACAAAUCCAUCAUUAGGCAAAGACACAAGCACUUCCAGGCUGGGCUGUGCAUGAAGUCAAAUACACCAUCACUUACGUCCUUUUUAGGACAAAUAUUUCUAGCGACCAUUCAGCCGUUAAACUUUCUGAAUGCUUCCCUCCAAUGUGUAUAGGAAAUACUUCAAUACUGAGACCCAAGGGAAAAGCAAUGCAUGAAAAUAUAUCAAUAUUUAUAUAUUACUGUUACAAUGACUAUUGCACCUGGUUGUAUUACAGCCGGAUGUCAGAACGUUCCUUAAUGCUGUGGAGUAACAGGAACCAGUUGUUUGUUUUCAAGUUUGACCGUUGCACAUCCGUUUGGUGGUGGCUUACUGCAUACUCAUCUUUUGUACAUAUUUUUUUAUGUUGUCAGACUUUUUCCUCCAACUCCCAACGAACCGGUUUGUACAUAACGCAGUGAAACAGCCAUCAGUUAUUCCGAAGUUAUGAGUUUGCAUUUCUUGUCCUUGCUACACUCAUUUAGUGCAACCUUGAUGCUGCUUAUAUUACAGAUGCUGGUUGUAAUGCAUCAAGUUGCAAGAGUCUGCUUUGGCUCUAUAGCCUUCUGAUCUACAUUCUAGUCUCAAGUUAUCACCUUGCACUCAGAUGUCUGUAGUGGUGAUGUAAUCAUUGCAAAAACUGUUUUAAUUAGUCCAAUAUUUUACAAGACUGAAACUUGAAGCCUCUUAUUUUAAUUCGAAUGUCAAUCUAUACUAUAAUUUGUUGAGUGAAAGUGAGACCAUUGAUAGAUUGAUUGUUAUCUGUGUACAUGAGCAUGUUUAUUUCAAGUAUAUAUUUCAUCUCAUCUCUUUUAUGGGAGCUGGAUCUGUUCCAUAACUAAAUUGCUUUUAAUUUCAAAAUGCCUACAUGAGGUUUCAGGCUCCACGGACGGCGCUGUGACGGAAGAUCUGAACGGAAAGGUUAGCGAAAAGUAACCUGCCUCUGACAGCAGCACCGUGACGUGAUGCGUUGUUUCCUACAUUACAGAGGUUCUUCUCAUUCUUGGCAAAAAGAAACUGUUUUUCUGAGAUUUCAGAGAUAGUUUGACGUCCCGGACAUUUGGCUUGUUGGUAACAUACUUGUGUUUAUUUGUUGUGUAACUUUUGUUAUAAACUGAAGAUUGUAUAUGUUUCAGGGCCGGUGUAUGUAAUAAUAAUAAUUAUUAUUAUUAUUAAUAAUAAUAAUAAUAAUGCUUAAACCCAGGCGAUUUGGACCAUUAGUGUCCCUCAGGGUGCGUAAAAUAGAUGGAUAUAUAUAUAUAUACACAUACUGUAUAUGUGUAUUUAUGUUUUUUUUUUUUUUUUUGCUCUGUUCCUGUGAGGCGUGUCCAUGUACAUUGAAUGAGGUCUUUUUACACGCGUCCCUGCUGUGCUGAGGCCAGAGUCUGCAUUUUAAAAGGCUCGCUCGCUGUCUCCCCGCCGCUGAGAAGCAGCCCGGAUCCCGAGUUUAAACCGGGUCACAUUCUACACGCUGUGGCUCGGUACAGUAGAGGCUGCUUAUCUCUCUUUGUUAUGACCUGGAUGUAAUGUCACCGCGGGAAAUAUAAUGUCCCCUGUAAACUGUCACCGUUACCUAAAAUAAAACAUCAAUACCUCCAGCAGUGAGACGACAGAAGUGUGACUCGCGUUCUCCGUCUAAAAAGGCAACUUGCAUAAUUUUGUGUUUUUUAGACCAACUGUCCAGUUAUUGUUUGUGUAUGAGGGUUAAAUAUUAGACAUUUCUGUAUCAUUUAGGUGUUUGCUUAUGGUCAGAAUAUAUACAUACAUAUAUUUAUAUAUGUAAGAAAGAGAGAAAGAAAACAACAACGGAAAUAUUGUAGCUGACUUUGCGCUCUGAACACAGAUAGUUCCAUUUCACCUCCUCCCACCGUGCUGGUCCACAGGGCAAUAAGGCUGGGCUCCUCCACAUCACCCGCCCCCCACUGAAGAACCCACAUCACCCGCCCCCCAGGCGAACGCCUUGUUAGUUCUGCAGCCAGAUAACCGGCCAGCUGCGGGCUUGUCAGUUCACAAUCUGCUUUAAUUUCACAGUUCCCUCCAUCCAUCAUUAAUCCAGCCAGGGACAGGAGCCCCCUGCAGACCGGCUGUACGGCUUUAUCGCUGCAGUGCACUUUCAUCGGCCCAGUUUGGGACCGCUAACGGAGGGGCGGUGGGUUCGCAAUUACUGUGAACAUCAUCCCGCACGCGCUGGUUGCCCAGUUAACAUGUAGGACCACGGGGUGAAAAAUGAAUGCAUGUCACCUCUGUUCGUCUGCGGUCAAUAAGUUUAACCCAAUUAUAAACACUGUAUACAGUAAACUAUACAA